Messenger RNA from Talpa occidentalis (Iberian mole), 2765 nucleotides. It is a transcript of the gene HTR6, whose product is annotated as 5-hydroxytryptamine receptor 6. NCBI's taxonomy places the organism in Eukaryota, Metazoa, Chordata, Mammalia, Eulipotyphla, Talpidae. Gene Ontology annotation, molecular function: neurotransmitter receptor activity; G protein-coupled serotonin receptor activity. Gene Ontology annotation, cellular component: membrane; dendrite. Bases 2 to 1312 code for a protein of 436 amino acids. The record is from RefSeq and is a predicted model, not a curated record. Gene Ontology annotation, biological process: chemical synaptic transmission; G protein-coupled receptor signaling pathway, coupled to cyclic nucleotide second messenger. The transcript has 3 exons.
CAUGGUCCCCGAGCCGGGCCCGGCCAACGCCACCGCCCCGGACUGGGGCUUGCGCGCUCCGUCGGGCCCCGGGGGCAGCGGCUGGGCGGCGGCCGCCAUGUGCGUGGUCAUCGCGCUGACGGCGGCGGCCAACUCGCUGCUCAUCGCGCUCAUCUGCACGCAGCCCGCCCUGCGCAACACGUCCAACUUCUUCUUGGUGUCGCUCUUCACGUCGGACCUGAUGGUGGGGCUGGUGGUGAUGCCGCCGGCCAUGCUGAACGCGCUGUACGGGCGCUGGGUGCUGGCGCGCCGCCUCUGCCUGCUCUGGGCCGCCUUCGACGUGAUGUGCUGCAGCGCCUCCAUCCUCAACCUCUGCCUCAUCAGCCUGGACCGGUAUCUGCUCAUCCUCUCUCCGCUGCGCUACAAGCUGCGCAUGACGCCCGCGCGCGCCCUGGCGCUGGUGCUGGGCGCCUGGAGCCUGGCGGCGCUCACCUCCUUCCUGCCCCUGCUGCUGGGCUGGCAUGAGCUGGGCCGAGUGCGGGCGCCUGCCCAGGGCCAGUGCCGUCUGCUGGCCAGCCUCCCUUUCGUCCUCGUGGCCUCGGGCCUCACCUUCUUCUUGCCCUCAGGCGCCAUCUGCUUCACCUACUGCAGGAUCCUGCUGGCUGCGCGGAAGCAGGCGGUCCAGGUGGCCUCCCUCACCACCGGCGUGGCGGGCCAGGCCUUGGAGACGCUGCAGGUGCCCAGGACCCCACACCAGGGGGUGGAGUCAGCUGAUAGCAGGCGGCUAGCUACCAAGCACAGCAGGAAGGCCUUGAAGGCCAGCCUGACACUGGGCAUCCUGCUAGGCAUGUUCUUUGUGACCUGGCUGCCCUUCUUUGUGGCCAACAUCGCCCAGGCCGUGUGUGACUGCGUCCCCCCUGGCCUCUUUGAUGUCCUCACGUGGCUGGGUUACUGUAACAGCACCAUGAACCCCAUCAUCUACCCUCUCUUCAUGAGGGACUUCAAGCGAGCCCUGGGCCGGUUCCUGCCAUGUCUCCACUGCCCGCAGGAGCACGGGGCCAGCCCAGCCUCGCCAUCCAUGCGCACCUCUCACAGCGGCCCCCGGCCAGGCCUGAGCCUGCAGCAGGUGCUGCCGCUGCCCCUGCCACCAGACUCUGACUCCGACUCAGGCUCCGGGGGCUCCUCGGGCCUGCAGCUCACAGCCCAGCUGCUGCUACCUGGACAGACCACCCGGGACCCCCCACCACCUGCCAGGGCCACGGUCAACUUCUUCAACAUCGAUCCUGUGGAGCCUGAGCUUCGGCUGCAUCCGCUGGGUACUCCCACGAACUGACCCAGCCUGGAGCCGGUCAGCGGGGAGCUGGACUGGAUGGGACGCUGUCACGGAGGUCUUGGAUCUGCUCUUGGCAAAGGCCAGGAGGCUGCAGGUUUCCUGGGAGCCCUGGGCGCCAGCAGGGGCCCUGAGUCCCACUGCGCAUGGCAGGCCUGCUAUAGGGAUGGAUAAUAGGCAGCUCAGAUAUGGUUUCCUCCAGGGUGCCCCGUUAUUGAGUGUGACUUGUGGAUGUGUGGAGAGGAUGGUCAGAGGACCGUGGGGCUGGGGAAAAGGACCUCUUGGUUCUGAUUAAGAUGAAGAUGAUCCUAUCCUUUGCACAAGGUGGGGAGGGGGGAAAUGCCUGCAUCUGCAGAGCUGGAUUAAGUGCUCCUCAAAGUGUAGCUCUUGGGCCACCACAUCAGUGUCACCACCUGGGAGUCUGGUAAGAACACACACCUGCCCUGCCCACACCUGCCGAGGCAGGAUCUGUGUGUUAGCAAGCACCUGGGGAGUCAUGUGCACAUUACAACUGGAGAGGUGUUGGCUUAGAUGAUCUUGAACCCUGAGGCUGGUUUGCUGGACAGAUUUUGGAGCGGCCAGGCCCUCAGGGCAUAUGCAGAAGAGCGCCUGAGCCGGGAGUCAGGCAGGCAUCAAUCCGAGUUUCUAUUCCAUUACUUAGUAGCUCUUGCACAGAUAACUGAACCUCUCCGAUCCUGUUAUUCCACUUGCAAAAUGGGGUUACAACGGCUGCCUCUUAGGAGCCACUGUACAGAAGGCAUGUGCACAGGAGGCCCAGUAUGGGGCAUGUGGCCAGGACAGGGUCCCUACUGUCAUUAUAACUCGUGACCACCCAGCUCCCGGCCUCUGGCUGUGGGUGAGGAAAGGCGAUCUGUCUCCACUGCUUUUUCCAUCUUCCACCUUCUCUUCAACCCCAUCACAGAUCCCACAGCCUGAUGCCGGCUCCCUAACUCCUUGCUCUGGACGCUGGUGGACCCCCCUCGGGGCUCCCAGCCAGUUGCAAAGCCUUUCCUGGGGGAUGAGGGGUGGCUGGUGGUUUUCCAACAUCCUGGGCUUCCUUGGGCCGAGAAGGGGACAGCUGAAGGGGAUCACACCAGUCCUGCCCCGCUCCUUCUGGCCUUCCUUGAGGCCAGUGAGGGAAACAGGAAAGGGGCCUUUUUUUUUUUGAGGGUGACCUCUUGGUCUCCACAGAUGACCUGCUGUAUAUUUCUUUUCAACUUGAGUUUUUCCUUAGUAUUCCCUCCUCUGCUCCCCCAACCAAUUGUCCUCAUCCAGACUCCCAAGGCCCCUCCUGCAGUGGCCUGCCGCUCUCCUUGGUGCUGAUUAGAGUCGACUCUGGCCCUGGCCGCUGGCUGCAGAGGGGCCAAGGUGCUUGUUGGGGCUCCCUGAUGCCCCCAGACCUGCCCAAGUGAACUCUUAAUAAAAAACCCGAGGCAAUGACCAUGUUUUGGAUUCA